Molecule: messenger RNA, 1632 nt
Organism: Saccharomycodes ludwigii
Lineage: Eukaryota; Fungi; Ascomycota; Saccharomycetes; Saccharomycodales; Saccharomycodaceae
Gene: DAL1
Product: allantoinase
Exons: 1
Coding region: 1-1632 (543 amino acids)
Biological process (GO): purine nucleobase catabolic process
Cellular component (GO): cytoplasm
Molecular function (GO): allantoinase activity
Source: RefSeq, a predicted model, not a curated record
AUGUUUUCAAACCUAAAGGCCAUCAGUUCAAAUAAAUGUGUUGUAGAAGGGAAAGUUCAACCUUGCACAAUAAUUUAUUCUAUAGAAACAGGAAAAUUUGUUAAAAUAUUCCCAGGUGAAAUCUUAUAUAAUAAAGAUCCUAGGUUAUCACAAGUUUCAGAGUAUGUAAACGUGUCGCCAUACGUUAUUUUGCCAGGGUUAGUAGAUUCACAUGUUCAUUUAAACGAGCCAGGUAGAACAGAGUGGGAGGGUUUUGAAACAGGCACCAAGGCCGCUAGUUCUGGUGGUGUUACAACAGUAAUUGAUAUGCCGUUGAAUGCAAUUCCACCAACCACCACUUUACAAAAUUUCAAGGUUAAAUUGGACGCAGCGGAAAACCAGUUAUGGUGUGAUGUUGGGUUUUGGGGCGGCUUAGUUCCUGGUAAUUUAAAAGAUUUAAAACUCUUAAUUAAAGCAGGUGUUAGAGGUUUUAAAGGGUUUUUGAUGGAUUCAGGUGUUGCUGAGUUUCCUGCUAUAGAUAAAUUAUAUAUAGCAGAUGCAUUGAAAGAAUUACAAGAUGAAAAGACCAUGCUUAUGUUUCAUGCUGAACUGCAAACUCCGGACAACAAGCAUACAAUUUAUACUGGUAGUGAUUAUAGCAAUAAUGAUUUGUGUACUGUCGAUUCGCCUAUUGAAAAAAGUUUAGGUUUAUCUACCUGCUUGUCUCCAAUUCAGCCUACUUCUGGUGAGAUAUCGGACCAAGUCAAUUUUACAAAUACUCUUGAUACAAAUUUUAAACAAGAUACUAUAACCCCCCUUGGAUUGGCACAAGAAGAAGAUGAUACGUUGGCUAAUGUUGAUCCAGCUGACUACAAAUAUUUCCUAAUGUCAAGGCCAGAUAAUUUUGAGACAGAUGCAUUAAAUUUGGUGCUUAGUUGUUUAAGAAAACAAAUUAUAAAUUAUGGUAAAUCCACGCCAGUUCACAUUGUCCAUAUGGCCUCUGAACAUGCUAUACCAAUAUUGGCCAGAGCAAAAAACGUGGAAAAUUUACCAAUUACUGCCGAAACUUGUUUCCACUAUCUAAGUUUAGCCUCCGAAAAAAUACCUAAUGGAAGUACUUUCUAUAAAUGUUGUCCUCCGUUAAGAACUGAAAAAAACAGACUAGGAUUAUGGAAAGGCUUACGUGAUGGUGUAAUUACUUCUGUUGUCAGCGAUCACAGCCCAUGUACACCAGAAUUAAAAAAUUUGGAGAAGGGUGAUUUUUUUAGUGCAUGGGGUGGAAUUUCUUCAGUUGGUCUGGGAUUGCCCCUAAUAUACACGAUGGGGACAUAUAGUCUAACACCGGCAAUUAGCUUGCCAGAGAUCGUUCAAUGGUGUUGCGAGAAUACUGCUAUUCAGGUAGGGUUAGAAAACAUCAAGGGUUUCAUUAAAGAAGGGCAUGAUGCCGAUUUCAUAGUGUGGGAUGAAUGUAAAAAACAAGUCAUUAGAAAUGAUAAUGUUUAUUUUAAAAAUAAAUUGACUGCAUUCAACGGGUUUGAAGUCAAGAGUUGUGUUUUGAAAACCUUUGUUAGAGGUCAACUAGUCUUCAGCCAUGAAACUGGGCAUUCUACCAAACCUUUGGGUAAGAAAAUCUUAGAACCAAGAACUACAUAA